GCAACCAGCCCCUGUGGCUGCGAGCCCCGCCUGGAGACCUCUCAGCAAGGAAUGUUCUCCCCGGGGGUUCAGGUCAGGUGUUUGGAGACAAGGCUGCUGGGCAGGGGUUCUGGUCUCAGAACCCGAGGCAGUGGCUCCUGGGAGGGGGAGGGAGAGGGCAAAGCACUGACUCAUAUACAGUACUUGGCCUGUGCCAAGCAUGGUCUUUUUAUGUAUAUAGUCCAUGUGUGUGUCUGUGGACUGCAUGUGUAUAGUCACUCAUUUCCCAUUUUACAGGUAAGGGAACUGAGGCAGAGAGAGGGUAGGAGGCGGCUGGGACUCAAACCCAGACCAGCUCGCCCCCAAGAUGCUUCUGGCCAUUUGGACCACACCGCCUGGCCGCCCAGGUGCUCAGCGAGCAUUUAUCAGAACCGGAAGUCAGAUAUGCAGCUUCCGUGUUUGGGUUGCCAGGAGAAGUUCUGUCCACAGACGCAGCACCUCAGGGACUUGAGUGUGCCCUCCUCAUCCCCCUGCUCUCCCUCCUCCCCCACAAACCGCCGCCGCCCCUUCUGUGUCUUGAUUACACAUUUGGUUCCUAGACCUCGCUGCUGAAACUCCUAGGUUGUUUUUCUAAUUGGUUUUGUUGAUUUUGAAUUCUGCAAGUUGUAGCCUGGUGGGAGGAGGGACGCAGCUGUGGGGUCCCUACGGGUUCUGCUUUGAAGUCUCAGGAAUGGUGACUGCAGAGGCCUCUGGAGACAGGAUGGACCGCUGUAAGAACUGGGUGCCCCAGGCCCUUUGAACAGACUGGGGACCUAAGAGGACAUGAAUAGACCAGACAGCCUGGAGUAGCCUGUUGUACCCAGGAGUCUGCACAGGGAGUGGGGGGGUGGGGAGCAAGGUAGGCUCUUAGCACCCCUGGCCAAGCUGGCCGAGUGGAGGAGCCAUUCCUUGGGUCUUGGUUGACUGCCCCGUAAUAAGGACGAUAAAUGCCACCACUGGUAUCUUCCCAGGGGCUUAGGUGAUAAACAUAGUAGAAGUGAGAGAACGUUGAAGAAAAAGCUCAAAGCACAAUAUCCCGCUUAGCAGCAUCAGCCCAAGUGCAGACAGCUUUCGGUGUAUGAAGAUGCUGUCUUGUUCCAGGCCAGGCAGAAGGCCUCCGGCCGGCCUUGCUAACUGGUGUGUCCUGUGCUUCCAUUUGAGCUGUGUUUGUUAGGAUUGGGGAUUGAGGCUUGAAGGGGUGGGGAGGGGGCCCAUGGCACAUGGAGGAAGAGCAGCCUGGGAAGAAGUGUCACAGGAAGCCAGGAGGCCCUAUGACCGUGGCCCUCGUCAGGCCCCGGGUCUCUGUGCUUUGGCCUCCUCCUCUGUCAGGCGGGCACCGUGCCACCCUUGGAGGGUGUUGGGGGUUGCUCGGCAUGAAGAGUUUCCCCCCGUCCCUGGCUCCUGGCCUUUUGGCUGCAGGUUGUUGAAGUACAGUCACACGGGAGACCCAUACAGUUUCCUGUGACCCAGCCCGCGUGGCCCAGUCCUGCUCUUUCUCAGCCCAGGGUAAUUUUUCAAUUAACUUGAUUGGCUGGAAACCAGGGCACCCUCGAGUGUGGGAAAAGUCCCAGGCCGGAAGGCCCUCCCCUGUGCCCCUGCUGGCUUGGGGGCUUGGCUUCAAGAGGCGGGGUCCAAUUUCACAUCAGGACACCAGGACGUGAUCCCAGUGCCCCUCUGAAAAAUCCCAGAUGGCGCCUUCUGGAAGCCCCAGUGGGCUCCAAGCUGGCUGCCCGCCGGCGGCCUGUCCUCCCUGCCCCCUCCCCCUGCAGGCUCCACGACCCGGGCUCCAGCGGUGAGAGCCUCCAACGGUUUUCGUUACUGACUUUAGUGCCAAACAAUUUAGAAAGGCGACCCUGCCAGUUUUCAUAAGUGAAACAUUUAAAGUAUGCAAAGCAUAUUUUCUUUCUUCCUGAGCAGCUGCUCCGUGGAGCUGGAGAGGAAUCGGGAGUGAGUUACAGGGAUCGGUCUCCCGCCCUUUGCAGCCUUCGUGGCCUCGGGCAUCUCCCACCACGUGGGCCCAAGACGCCCUCUGCCUUUCCCAUCGCUCCCCCCCCCGGGUGGGGGGUGCCAGGCAUCCCCUUGACGCCAUCGGGAGUGGCUGCCAUCGUUGGCCGAGGGCACGCUCGGUGCCGGGCCCUUCUGGGAGCUUUGUGUCUGUUCCUCACCGGCUCCCAGAGCAGCCCUGGGUGACAGGUACUGUUGUUACCUGCAUUCCUGCCAUAAACACAGAGGUGACCUGCUGGGGUCCAAUGGCCACCAAAGGACAGAGCCAGGGGUUGCUCCAGGCAGCCGGUUCCAGAACCGCUGCCCUGACCCAUCCCUGUUGCCAUUUUACAGAUGAGGAAGUUGAGAGACAGCGAGGUCCUGCCGCAGCAGGACACGCCCAUUCUUAGCUGGCCUUCCGAAGCCACAUUUGGAACACUCCGUCCUCCGUGUUUGCUGUUUGUCUGGGCCGCAGCCUGGACUUGGUUUAAAUUCUUCGGAACGCCUGGAUCUGUUUGAGAUAACAGAUCUGAAGAUGUGGGAAUUUCAGACGCGCCGCCCUUGUGUGCCGGCGACUCUUACGGCCCAGUGUGCUGGGCCAGCUGGGCCCUGUUCGCCCCCUUCCCUUCCCCAUGUAAUUGUUUGCAUCUGCGGGGGCCUUCGGCCUGCUGUACAUGCGUCGGUGCAUUUAACCCCUGAGUGGAUUGAUGUCUAAGAAAGACGGACGGAGCAGGACAUUCUGGCCAAAGCACGUUUCCAGUUUGCUCCAGGUCGUCGUAGCCAGUGGCCUAAGAGUCAAGGCUAUGGAUUCCAGACACCUACCUCUGGGCCUCAGUUCGGCUGUCUGUAAAAUGGGGAUGUAUAUGUCUUUCUUCCCCCAGGCUUCUUCGGAAGGCCGCUCUCCCGCCGGGAGCCAGACCCGGGCGAACUCGCUCCUUGACAAGUGGGACAGGCAGCGUCUGUCUGCUCUGCAUUCUGUACCUCCAGGCUCCAUCCUCACAUCCAUCAUUAAAGAGAGCGGCUCCUGGUCCAGACACUGACUCUGCUUGAACUGACUUGGGUUAUGUUCUUACCUCCUCCUGAACCAGUCACAGUGGCCAGUGAUGGCUUUAAGGCUCAACUUGCGCUCCUGCGGGAGGAAGUGUCCCGGCUCCAGGAGGAAGUCCACCUUCUCCGACAGAUGAAGGAAAUGCUGAUGAAGGACCUGGAGGAGUCGCAGGGCGGCAAGUCCUCUGAGGUCCUCUCGGCCACCGAGCUCAGGGUCCAGCUGGCCCAGAAGGAGCAGGAGCUGGCCAGAGCCAAAGAAGCAUUGCAGGCCAUGAAAGCCGACCGAAAGCGCCUAAAGGGUGAGAAGACGGACCUGGUGAGCCAGAUGCAGCAGCUGUACGCCACGCUGGAGAGCCGGGAGGAGCAGCUGCGAGACUUCAUCCGCAACUACGAGCAGCACCGCAAGGAGAGCGAGGACGCCGUCAAAGCCCUGGCCAAGGAGAAGGACCUGCUGGAGCGCGAGAAGUGGGAGCUGCGGCGCCAAGCCAAGGAGGCCACGGACCACGCCACGGCACUGCGCUCCCAGCUGGACCUCAAGGACAACCGGAUGAAGGAGCUGGAGGCGGAGCUGGCCAUGGCCAAGCAGUCCUUAGCCACACUGACCAAGGAUGUCCCCAAGCGGCAUUCACUCGCCAUGCCGGGCGAGACGGUGCUUAACGGCAACCAGGAGUGGGUGGUGCAAGCGGACCUCCCGCUGACCGCAGCCAUCCGGCAGAGCCAGCAGACUCUCUACCACUCACAUCCCCCCCACCCUGCAGACCGGCAAGCGGUCAGGGUGAGCCCCUGCCACUCCCGGCAGCCCUCUGUCAUCUCCGACGCAUCUGCCGCCGAAGGCGACCGGUCAUCCACGCCAAGCGACAUCAACUCCCCUCGACACCGGACGCACUCCCUCUGCAACGGAGACAGUCCCGGGCCGGUUCAGAAGAACCUGCACAAUCCCAUUGUACAGUCACUAGAGGAUCUUGAAGACCAAAAACGGAAAAAGAAGAAAGAGAAGAUGGGAUUCGGCUCCAUCUCGCGCGUCUUUGCCAGAGGGAAGCAGCGGAAGUCCCUCGACCCUGGCCUCUUUGAUGACUCGGACAGCCAGUGCAGCCCCACGCGACAGAGCCUCAGCCUGUCCGAGGGGGAGGAACAGAUGGACCGGCUGCAGCAGGUGGAGCUGGUCAGGACCACGCCCAUGUCCCACUGGAAGGCGGGCACCGUCCAGGCCUGGCUGGAGGUGGUCAUGGCCAUGCCCAUGUACGUCAAGGCCUGUGCGGAGAACGUGAAGAGCGGGAAGGUGCUGCUGAGUCUGAGUGACGAGGACCUGGAGCUGGGCCUGGGCGUGUGCAGCUCCCUGCACCGGCGCAAGCUGCGGCUGGCCAUCGAGGACUACCGCGACGCCGAGGCGGGCAGGAGCCUGUCCAAAGCUGCUGACCUAGACCAUCACUGGGUGGCCAAGGCCUGGCUGAAUGACAUCGGCCUGUCCCAGUACUCCCAGGCCUUCCAAAACCACCUGGUCGAUGGGCGGAUGCUGAACUCCCUGAUGAAGCGGGACCUGGAAAAGCACCUGAAUGUGUCUAAGAAAUUCCACCAGGUCAGCAUCCUGCUGGGAAUUGAGCUGCUGUACCAAGUGAACUUCAGCAGGGAGGCUCUGCAGGAGCGUCGGGCCCGCUGUGAGACGCAGAACAUAGACCCUGUGGUCUGGACCAACCAGCGGGUGCUCAAGUGGGUGCGAGACAUUGACCUAAAGGAGUAUGCAGACAACCUGACCAACAGUGGUGUCCAUGGCGCUGUGCUGGUGCUGGAACCCACAUUCAAUGCGGAGGCCAUGGCCACAGCCCUGGGCAUCCCCAGCGGGAAACACAUCCUCCGGAGGCACCUGGCAGAGGAGAUGAGUGCCAUCUUCCACCCAGCUAACUCCACAGGCAUCCGGGAGGCUGAGCGAUUCGGAACACCCCCCGGGAGGGCCUCCAGCAUCACCCGGGCAGGGAAGGAGGAGAACAGCAGUGGGAUCAAGUACAAGGCUGGCCGGCUGCCCCUGGGAAAAAUAGGAAGGGGCUUCAGCAGCAAGGACCCCGAUUUCCACGAUGACUACGGCUCUCUUCAAAAUGAGGACUGCGGAGACGAUGACUCCCAGGGCAGGCCAGAGCAGUGCCGUCUGGAAGGCUACAACGGCCUGGAGGUCACCAACGUAUAAGGAACCAAUGAUCCGCCAGACCCCACCCAUCGAUGCCCAGGGAGGAAGGGCAGCCAGAGGCCGUCACCAGUGUACAUAGCAAUCUGGGGCUGAGGAUGCUUCUUGGUCCCGGGCAAAUCCUAACAGACUGCUGUGACCUCGGAUGGGAGCACCGAGGAACAAGGAGGCACUGGCCCAGAGCACCUGCCAAGGUGCCCGGCCGCUCUGUCAUUGAGGCUCCACCUUAGAUGACUCAGCCCCUGAGCAGUCUAGGUACCCCUGGGGCCUUAAACUGAACCACUGCUGCAGAAAGAGGCACAGAGUGCCCUCAAACACCCUCCCAGGAGGAGCAGGUGGGAUGCCAACCAGACACCCAGAGCUCAGAGUUAGCAAAGCCUGAGGCUGACUGGUCACCCACUUGGGCCCUUGCUGCCAGUCUAGAGGAGGUCUCAGCUCUAGCCUACCUGCCAAGAACUUGGCUUCUGGCUUGGGUCACUGACUCUCUCUUGGGAGAAUGCAAAAUGGGAAGCUCAAUCCCUCCCACCCUCAAAGCUUAAGAAGGGUCGUGACGGGGUGGAUGUGUUGAAGGGCUACUUGGUCCCUCCUCCCAGGAGUGGCUACACUGGGUGGAGGCAGGUUGAUGAUCUCCACGGUGGCGGUGGGGGGGGGGGGUGUUGCUGAGCCGCAACACUCCCAGGAAAUGCAGACAUCCCACCAUCAGGAUGAAGGAUGCUGUGGCAGCAGGAUCCAGGGUGACUGUUCGGUCCCUGACAGCCCUACCAAGUGUGACAGUGGGUUUGGGGUUGGGAGCAGGGACAUGCUUGUCAUUGUUAAUGCAACAAACCUUGUUGUGACGUCUCUGUCACCUGACCUGUAGGUGUGCUCACCCACGUCCUAACUGAGCUGAAUCUCAGGUCACUAAGGUGGGAAAGACCCCUGCCCUCUUCUGGAUGCUGCUCCUGUUUUGCCGGGUGGCUUCUCCCCGGUGGCCCCACCUCUCUGUGCCUCAAAGUCUUCAUCUACAAAUACUUCUAGUCCCUCCUCCCCCAGAAACUGUGUGAGGAUUAACACUUGCUAAUGUCUGUAACACUUUGUAACCUCUCAGGAGACAGGCAGGAAGUUAUGGGUGUCUGAUUUCCCAUCUACGACAGAGAACUAUAAGUACGGAUUCUCUCCAGCUGUUUUGGUUAGAGCCACAUGCAAAAGGAGCACAAAGAAUGUUUAAUGCUCAGACGCUCUAGCACUUCCAAUAGGACUGGAUUCUGCCCCCUCCAAGAGGAAAAUCCCACGUGCCCAACCCUGAAAACCAGUGGAUUUACGUGUUUAGGCUGGAGUCCAUUGCCCUCGAUGCUGAGGAAUGACUAGGGAGGACAGAAGGCACUGAGGUUCUACCUAAAUGCCAGUUAGCAAAGCAGAUCAUCUGAUGGGACCAUGAUGCUCAAUGUCCCUUGAAGCCUUUGGCACAGAUGGCCUAUGAGAGGUUUGAAUUUCCAGGUCAGCCACUGAAUACCGUCAAAGCAUCUUCUCUUCGACCUAAUGAAUUAUUUCCUCUCAAGGGAAAAGCACAAAGCACAUGGCCCAAGGAACUUAAGAAUGACUCCUCUCCAAGGCCCAAGACCGUGGUCUUCCCUCCAAACCGAACACAAGCACAGCCUUCGCACCACCAGAAACCAAACGCCUACUCUGCGGACAGUGGAUGCCCUCUCGUCUGAAUGCUUGGCCUCCUAGGACCAUAUUUCUGAUUCUAGGACUCGAGGGGUGAAGCUCUGGAACCCGACUUGGCUUUGCUGAGGUUCUAAACCCCAAGCCCAGUAUCUUUAUGACACGUAGCCACAUGGGGCCUGAGGCUGUAGAGCCCAAAGCCAGGUGGGGGAGGAGUGUGUAAAACCCUCCUCUAACCUGAUGCCACAGCCAGCAUCUAGGCCAGGUGCCCCCGGGACCCUGGGAUCUGCCUCUCUGGAAAGCAGCAAACCCGGGGCAGGGGUGCAAGUGUAGGUAUUUUUAUAGGAGCAGGAAUGGCAGACAGACAGGUGUCUGGAUGCAUAUCUGAUUAUUUGAAACCCAUGGCUCCCAUUAUUUGAAAUGCAUGGCUCCCAGAUUCAAUCCCACUGGGGAUAAGAUGGGCAAGCGGCCAAUAUGGGGAGUCCCCAGCAGGGAUGACAUUGCCCCAAACACCCUGCAGCAUGAGGCCAGCAGGCUUGGGGCAAUGUGGGCAACCUCAGAUGCACCCUUUGGUCCAAAUGAUGCCCGAACACAUUCUUGCCUCCCUGAUGCUCUGUCUCCCUAGCAGCCAGGUGAGUGUUCGGAGCUGGCUUUUCAAUGUGAGGAUGGGUUGGCUGAUUAACACCCCCCCCCCCUUUGAUCAGGUGAGCUCUGUCUCUGGGAAAAAAAUCCUAAAUGUCAGCUCUGCUUCAAGAGUGGGCAGGAAGAACAGGGGGUGCAGGGGGGGCAUGGCAGAGAGGUUCUGGGACUGAUUAACACAGGCUGGCAGAGUGGCCACCAUAGAAUAGUGACCUGCUACAUCCUGUCCAAACAGCCUGAGUUGUGGUCUUGGUCCUUAAACGGUGAUGCGGCAUCUGGACCUGGGAAAGAUAUGAAUGUGCUUCUCUGAGAGGUGGUGUCGCCUGAGUCCGUGGGUGCCGGCCCCUUAAAAAGAGGUAAUUGGUGCCAGAGGCUGGGGAGAACCAAGAGAGGCAGAGACACCCCAUUGUCCUCCCAGAAGCUGAGGGCCAGAGCCAUCAGAAGGCACCUGCUGGGUGGACUCAGCUUUCUGACCCCAGCCACCUCUGCCAGGCCCCUUGGUCCUUGGCUAAGCAGGGCUUUUCUCCCAGAAAUCUGUCUGCCUCAGCAUUGCAGUCAUGGGUGCCCAGGCUGCAGGAGGCAGGGAGAAGCCACAGGAGAACCUGGACCAGAUGAUGUCGAGGGGGUGGGUCUCCAUACAGCCCAGCCAGCACAGAGGGGCUUCAGAACAGGGACCCCAAAUCGCGAGGACACUGAACUGGGUCCAGCAAAUGGGGCAGUUUGGCAAGAUGUGACCUCAGUGUUCCAUGCAGGGACACCAGAACCCUUUAUUGCUCCAAGCCUAGCUCUCCCCUUCCCAUCAAAACUCCUAUGCUCUGGGCACCCUCGCUUCCGCUCUGCUCUUUGAGGCUCCAACAGGCGCUGCUGGCAGUGGAGCAGCAGGGAAAAGAAGCCUACGGGAAAGAGCAUUUUCUGAUACUAACAUCAUCAUGUCCAGUGGUUGGCAGAUGAGAAUUUCCUGAGCCCUAACAUCCAGGGGAGUUUGUGGCUGCAAAGGAAACAAGUUGUCCAUGAACUAAGAUGAUGUUCUUGACAUUUAGCUUCCAGUCAUGACCCUGAAUGUUUUCCCAAGCGUGAAUUUUAACACUGUAACAAUAAAUACUACUCCGCAGUGCUUCAUUGA
This is a messenger RNA of Sus scrofa (pig), 8630 nucleotides long. The record is from RefSeq and is a predicted model, not a curated record. Lineage: Eukaryota; Metazoa; Chordata; Mammalia; Artiodactyla; Suidae.